AUGACCACCACCACCACCUUCAAGGGCGUCGACCCCAACAGCAGGAACAGCUCUCGGGUUUUGCGGCCUCCCGGCGGUGGAUCCAAUUUUUCGUUGGGUUUUGAUGAACCAACAGAACAACCCGUGAGGAGGAACAAGAUGGCCUCCAGCAUCUUCGGGACGCCUGAGGAAAACCCCCCUUCCUGGGCCAAGUCGGCAGGUGCCAAGUCUAGUGGGGGCAGGGAAGAUUCUGAGUCAUCUGGACCCCAGAGAAGGAAUUCUUCUGAAGCGAACUCUGGAGACUUCUUAGAUCUGAAGGGAGAAGGUGACAUUCAUGAAAACGUGGACACAGACUUGCAGGCCAGCCUGGGGCAGAGCGAGGAGAAGCCUGUGCCUGCCGCCCCUGUACCCAGCCCAGUGGCGCCGGCGCCUGUGCCAUCCCGGAGGAACCCCCCUGGCGGCAAGUCCAGCCUCGUCCUGGGUUAG
Rangifer tarandus platyrhynchus (Svalbard reindeer) is the source of this 465-nucleotide messenger RNA. NCBI's taxonomy places the organism in Eukaryota, Metazoa, Chordata, Mammalia, Artiodactyla, Cervidae. The record is from the annotation of a GenBank genome assembly.